Molecule: messenger RNA, 6616 nt
Organism: Amoebophrya sp. A25
Lineage: Eukaryota; Dinophyceae; Syndiniales; Amoebophryaceae
Source: the annotation of a GenBank genome assembly
GCAGCACAAUUGUGCUUUUCACCCGAACUUGAAGCAAUGAUCGUUCUUUUUAUCGCAAUGAUCUCUUGAUUUAUUUGUCAAGGAUCAAACGACCGUCGCAAUCAUGUCUCCAACACAUUCGUUCGAGGAGAGAAGGUGAUCUUCGUCGGCUUUCAAUUAGUAUCUGUACUACUAGAGUGACGACUCAGAUGGUCAUGGUGAGAGUUCAUCUGCUUCUAUCUGUAGAUGUAUGAGAGAUUUUCGAGGAUAGGAGCAAUCUUUAUCUUCUGUGGAGUGAUAAAUAUUAAUUGUCGUGUCCUCGAGGUUUUGCCUUCUGUCGGCCAGACGUUGUGACGAGAGUCGACGAUCUGUUUGAUGUGAUGGAAGAAGUCGUGAGUAUCGAGGAAUCGAACGUAUCAUGUAUGAUAUUGAUCCAUCUCCUUCUUGUUCUUGUACCAUUUGAUUUUUCAUCAUCUGACCUUCAUCUUCUUCACCUUGACGCUGACCACGCCGAGAAAUAUAUCAGAUGUAUAAGAAAUCACCUCCCCCACCCCAAUCGUGUUAUUAAAAAAAUUAACAUAUCUUAUGCUUGUUCUUCAGUUCUUAAUCUAGUUAAUAGCGUUGCAUUGUAGGGUUUUUAGGCUUACGCUCCCAGCAACCCCGCACGACCACCUGGGGAAGUAGGGAGCUGUAGUGUAACAAAGUCUACUUACAAGAGUCAGAAUUAGUAACGAAGUGAUUAUAAAUAUAAAGUCAAAGUGACAAGUUGUAUUAACUUUCCCGCACGAACACAUUAUACAACACGAUCUCAAGUAGUGCAUGAUCUGAUCAUAUCGGGACCGAUUAUAGCUAAUUCAGCUGCUUCAGGAGAAAUAUAUAAUAAUUCAAAAUGAACGUGUUGCGGCAUAUGUGGGUGUUGGUGUCCCUCCUGUUGGUCGGGGUGGGACACGGAGUGAGGGCUGCAACUCAAGCGGCUCGGCAAGGCGGAGGUUCAACUGCUGCUACAGGAGCUCAAAACGUAGCAGCCCAAGAAGCAGCGGCUAGAGGAACGGUCGCGUUGAAAAGCAGCACACCAAUGGUAAGACGAGUUUAUCUUUUUCUACAACAUUGGGACGUUAAACGUGAUUGGGACUUUGUUCUUGUAGCUGGGAACGAGAAGAAAUAUGACACGUAACUAAAUGUAAUCGAUUUUGGAUGUUACUCGUUUGUAUGAACACAUGAUCUAGAUCUCCCGCUCUGCAGGCUAGAAUUAACUCGAGAUUUGUGCGAAGCUCAUGAUGAACAAUUACAAUUGAAUUCGAUUCAUCACAAGACACUGACACACACACAAGAGAGAGAUACGACAAACGACCCUAACAUGACGUUGUUGAUUUCCAUAAUCUGAUCUGUACAGCAACCAGUGUCGAAUAAUGGGGGUAAAACUGGAUGGGGACGUCAAGUUGGUAAGAUUCCAGGUUUCGCGGCAGGAAUUAUUGCAGGAUGCUGCGGUCUAGGGCUCCUAUACGCGAUUUUGGUUUGGACCUUGUACAUCCUCCCAAUUAAGAUCGUUCCAAGAGACAAGGUACAACUUCUUGCACCACUUGCUACUUGUUUGGCUUAUCUCUACUCAUUCAACUUCAAGUAUGUUUGGAAUUGGAAUGAUAAUGUUGCUGUGAUCGAAGAUGUCUAGCACUUCGUCGAUGUGACUGCUACGACGUUAACGUCUUCACCAAAGAAAUCAACCUCCUAAAAUGUCAAAUCAUGCAAAUGAAUCUUUCUCUGAGCAGUUUCCUGAUAAAGUUAUUUCUUCAUCUGUGUUUGUUCCUCUUUUUUAACACAUGAGGUUUCCCUACUCCCCCCCCUAUUUUUUCUGACAGUAAGUGACGGUUUCUUGCGCUGCUGCUCAGGUAUGUUAUUUCUAGGUGGCUUAUAUCUCUCUCUACUUCUAGCACUGUUCUACUCCCCGCUUCGAAGCUUAAUAAAGAGAGUGAGGGUAGAAGUACUCGAAAAAGGUACGAGUGGUACAAGAACUUUUCGUGAAAACAACUGGGUCAUGGGGUAAACUACACUUUAACAUGCAUUUCCCAUACUUACAGGACGUCGCUCAAGCCUCACAGGGUGGCGCCUUGAGCAGGAGUUCUCUGUCCGUGACGCACCAACCGGGUGAGGAUGAUCCAGACGGCCUGGGACAGACGCAUGAGCAGGCGGAGGCAGCAGAGGCCUCCCCUGAGAGCACGUACUUGAUUCAACCGGAAGAGGACACGGUCGAUCCACAGAAGAUCGUGGAUGACAUGGAAAAAGUGGCUGCGGCGAUUCGCAAGGGUGCAACUGCAUUCAUGGUCUCAGAACUUCUGUGGCUCACACCAUUUGUCGUCGUCACAGGCGCGCUCAUCUGGGGGGGUCUGCAGUCGUGGCAGACGAUGCUGGCGUUCUUCUUGGGGAGCUGUACGAUACAUUAUUAUUUUUAUUAUACAUACUUUUUAGAAGAAUCUUCCACCUUUGUUGAUGAGUGUUGAUCUCACCAGAAUAAAACUUCUACUUGAACAGGAUGUUGCUUAAAGUUAAAAUACUUUGAAGAUCAAUGGACAAGUAGUCCUCGACCACGUCCUUCAUCUUUUACUUUUUUUCCUUGUUCAAUCAUCUUUUUUUUUCUACUUCAUCUUCAACGACCAACAUAUUAUUAUUAAUAUUGAUCUUUACACAUCACCUUCACCAGUGACCUCUGUGUUUGCGGCUUACUUGGGUAUGCUGAUCGCUGUGCACUCGAACGUGCGAACCUGCUAUCAGUGUUGGAGCAGCUUGCAUGAAGGUUUCAACUGCGCGUUGUUGUCGGGAAGUGUCAUGGGCUUUACGCUCGUGUGUAUGGGUGUCGGUUCCUUUUUGGUCACGUGGCUGAUCUUAGACGCGGCCAUGAUCCGCAUGACGAUUGCGGGUCAAGUGAACGCUCCGAACAAGGACUUAGCGCACGCGCUGUGCGGUUUCGGGCUCGGCGCCUCGCUCGUCGCACUGUUCGCACGUGUGGGCGGCGGAAUCUACACGAAGGCUGCAGACGUUGGUGCAGAUUUGUCGGGCAAGAACGAGUACGGCAUGGACGAAGACGAUCCGCGCAACCCGGCUUGCAUCGCGGAUAACGUUGGUGACAACGUUGGCGACAUCGCGGGCAUGGGCGCGGAUCUUUUUGGCAGUUUUGCGGAGUCCUCCGCAGCAGCUUGCUACAUUUGGUACAAAUUCACGACCAAUAUCGAGACUGCGGACACAAACUCGCUGCUCGUCGGAGACGUCAGUGCGAGCUUGUAUCCUCUGUUCAUUUCCGCCAGUGGGAUUAUUGCAGGGUUGGUCACCAUGGUCGCGAAUUUCGCUUUCUUUCCACGUGUGUCGAGAUUCGACCAGGUCGAAUCUCGACUGAAAUACUUGCUGCUCAUCUGCACUCUGGUCGAAGUAGGCUUCGUUUUCGCAGUGGGCCACGUGUCCUUACCGCAAAGUUUUUACAUCCGUAACGCGAGUUCCGAACCAGUGCUCGUGUCUGACUUAAAGAUCAGCGGUUGCGUUGUAGUAGGCGUCUUGGUCGGUUUCCUCAUCGGUAUGGUGACGGAGUACUACACGAGCCACAGCUAUCGACCCGUGCGCGACACGGCCAGCGCCUACCAGCAGUCAGCGUCAACUGGUCUCAUUCUCGGCACAGCCUUGGGACAAAAGAGCACCGCCAUGCCGGUGCUCCUGAUCGCGGGUUCCGUGGUCUUCGCACUAGCAAUGGCUGGCCCAUUUGGCAUUGCCAUGGCCGGUCUCGGAAUGCUCUCGACGCUCACGAUUGCCCUCACCAUCGACGCCUACGGUCCAAUCGCCGACAACGCAGGUGGCAUUGCGGAGAUGUCAGGCCUAGGACCCCACGUGCGUGCACGAACUGACUGCUUGGAUGCCGCAGGAAAUACAACAGCGGCAAUCGGAAAAGGCUUUGCAGUAGGAAGUGCGGCUUUGGUACGACUACGAUUAUAGACCUUUUCCUUGUUCGAGAUUUAUCGUUAUUCUGUAGUGCCAUGGUGCGCAUAAGUACUUGGCUACAUGGACUCACUUCUUAGGAUUAUUAUAAUAGAGUAGUUUAUAGAACGGAUGUAGGAUGGACUUGGAUGGAUCAUCGGAUGGACCCCCCUGAUUCUUCCGAUCCUACUUGAAAGGGUGGAAAGUCCAUCCGAUCCAUCCGAUCCAUCCCAUCCCGGAUCUGGCACCCCUAUAAACUGCUCUAUUAUAAGUUUUUUAUGGUUGGGGUUUUAUUAGGUCCAGGAGGAGCGGCGCUGCUCAUAGCACUAAAAAAAUAAAACAACCGGUUAGUUUUUACCUCUAUCGGCUUAGCCCUUCAUCAGACAAAUCAUUAGUAAGCUUUCUAUGAUCUUCUUCAUCUGGUAACCCAGAUCACAUCAUCUUCUUCCUCUGGUAACCCAGAUCACAUCAUCUUCUUCCUCUGGUAACCCAGAUCACAUCAUCUUCUUCCUCUGGUAACCCAGAUCACAUUGUCUACGUCUCCCGGUUCUUUAUCACCUUUCUUUGUCAUGAUCAUCGUCAAGAAAAGAUCGAUUCCACUGGAGAAUAUAUAAUCAGGUCGCCAUGGCGUUGUUUUUCGCAUUUUUGCUUGCCGCGCACGAGGGAGAAACGGGCGACUUCCGUCUCGAGAUGUUGAAUCCGUACGUCCUACUCGGUCUCUUCUGUGGUUCCAUGCUUCCCUUCGUGUUUGCCGCUCUGCUCAUGACCUCUGUCGCAGAGGCUGCUCAGGACAUGCUGAAGGAGUGCUACCGGCAAUUCCCGCUGAUUAUCAACGAAGGCAGAGAGCCAGACUACGAAGAGUGCGUCAAAAUUAGCACUAGAGCAAGCCUUCGGGAGAUGAUUCUGCCAGCAGUGAUUGUGGUGUUUUCACCGAUUGUUGGAGGUCUCCUCUUCGGGACGAACUUCACAUGCGGACUGCUCGUUGGUACUACAUGUCUCAGUCUGAUUUUCAUUACAUGCGAACUGCUCGUUGGUACUACAUGUCUCAGUCUGAUUUACUUAUUUCAUUCACAACAGUUCAUCUCGUAUUAAAAAUAAAAUACACAAAGAAUUAUAAUUGUAGUUCAGUCACCAAAGAAUCCUUAACGGAUUAUAAUUUUCACCAAACUACUGUUAACGUUAAGGUAAAGCUAAAGGUUAACCCAAAUUUUUAUUUUAUUUCAGGUAUCCUCCUCUCCGGUUUGUUGCUCGCGAUUAGCAUGAGUAACAGCGGUGGCGCGUUCGACAACGCAAAGAAGUACAUUGAAGCUGGCGGCUUGGGCGACGGCUCACGCAAGGGGUCAGCAGCGCAUAAGAACGCUGUCAUCGGAGACACGCUGGGUGAUCCACUCAAGGACACAUCCGGACCCGCGCUGAACAUCUUCCUAAAGCUCUCGGCGGUGACCGCUCUCACCUUCGCGCCAUUCCUGAAGAAAUUCUCUCACGCUGGCAUGCCAUUCUGGGCCCCGAGUCCAAUGAACAUGACGACCGCGCCGGGUAAUGCGGUUGCCGGAGGCGGACGAUAAAAAGUGUACUAGAACUAAGCUCAAUUAGAACUAGUACUACUAGUUGUAGUGGAAUUCUUGAGGCGGACCGAGGAGACGGAGAUCAUGAUGAGCAGUCUUUUUUAUGUUCUAGAUGGGACGAGGAAUCAGUGGGUGGACCAAUCGAAUUACCGGUCGUACUGAAUCUACUUACACGGAAGUCGCGACGCGGCGCACAUGCAGCUAGCACCUGGAAGAACAGGUAGCAGAAUUUUUCUUGGUGUAGUCAGUAGCAUGUUCCUUGGUGUAGUGAACAUGAAGUGUGAGUUGUCGAAGCCGACAUGAAACUGAAACAGGGAAUGUAAGUACAUCAAUUCUUCGGGAGUGAGGACAUUGAUUUACAAUUUUGCAGAACUUGAAGUUGAACUAGUAAAGACGACAAGACAUGCGCACCGAUGGAGGUCUUCCACGGGGAGUCAAGGUAGACCUGCCCACUUAAUAAGUAAAGUAGUAGAGUUUAUUUUGCAACAAACUUUCAAAAAAACCUAUUAAUACGCACCACUGUUGAACAGUGAUAAUUUCAGAUAAUCAUGCACCAGUAUUAGACACAUUGAAUGCAACAGUGAUAAUUUCAAAAAAAUACACAGAGUAAGUACAAAUUGCUACUUGAACAGUAAUUCAAGGAACAACUAAUGUAUCGAUUGGAUUAUUGUAAACGCGCGAAAUCAGUAUGUUUUUGCAUAAAAAUGUACAACGUUAACACCUUCUUCAUCAAUGAUACUUGUUCGACAGCCACUACCUGCUAUUUGUUGUACACAUUGAUUGGGCGUGUGAUGCAUGUAUAGAAUGAAGAAAUAGUCUUAGUCCUCACCUGGUGAGUGUGAGAACUUCUUCAGCGUCAUCGAUCAACCGAACGAAAAAAAUUAGUCCUACAACGCAAUAAACUAGGAGAAGCUCUCUCAGUACAGCGCUACAUCAUGACCAUGAAGAAGAGUACUUUUUUUUGGCUACCUUCUCGCACCACGAAGUGAUACUGGAGGGACACUCAACAGAUGAUCGAUGUGAGGUGAAAAGACUAAGAUUUUGUUGCACGACUCACUGGAAACCUGUACACACUCUUCUGGGAAUUAUGAACAUACAGGCGGCGCCAGCCUGCUCAU